Molecule: messenger RNA, 4092 nt
Organism: Paramuricea clavata
Lineage: Eukaryota; Metazoa; Cnidaria; Anthozoa; Malacalcyonacea; Plexauridae
Source: the annotation of a GenBank genome assembly
AUGAGUGAUCUAGCUGGCUUUGAACCGCCAAGAAUCGAUUGGACACCCGGACCAGAUCUGCCACAACGGCUCAAGCGAUUUCGGCAGAAGUGUGAAUUACUGUUUGAUGGUCCUUUGAAAGAUCGAACUGUUAAGCAGAAAUGUCGAUAUGUUCUCCUAUGGGUAGGAGAUUAUGCUCUUGAUCUCUAUAAUACAUGGAAUUUGAGUGAAGCCGAUCAAGACAAAUUAGACGAGUAUUGGAAAAGAUUUGAACAUCACGUAAAACCUCAGUCCAACCAUCUUCUCAACCGUUUCUAUCUCAGAAACUUGAAGCAGAAUAGCCGACCGCUCGACGAGUUUUUAACGUAAGCAAACCUCCUUAUUCAGAACAGUGGUUAUCUGGAUGAAAUACAUGACGAAUUGACGCGAGAUGCUUUGGUAUUUGGAGUUGAUUCAGAUACAGUCCGUAAGAAAUGUAUUGCUGAAGGGAAUGAACUAACUCUUAUGAAAGCAAGAGAAAUCGCCCGCACCAAGGAAGCUACCAGACAACAGCUAAAGGUGAUGACCAGAGAUGUUUCAAACCCUACACAGGUAGACUCAUUGCAGAAAAACAGGAGAGGAAACAUGAAUCGAGGUAAGACCAAACCAUUGUAUGAUAGACAAAAGGGGCAAAAGGGAUAUAGAAUGAAAUGGGAUAAGCCAGUAUGCACUAGAUGUGGGAAUACAGCACACAAUAAAGAUCAGAAAUGUCCUGCUAUUAAGACACAAUGUUUUGGAUGGAAGAAAACUGGUCAUUACCAAAAUAUGUGUUUCAAGGCAAUCAAAACAAACUGUAACUCACUUGAGCGUGAUGAUAGCAAUUCAAAUGAACCAGAUAUUGAUGAAAAAAUAUUUCUUGGUACUUUACUAGCAGAACAGUGUCCGAACAUUGGUGCUAAUCCAAACCAAAUUAAUAGCCUUAGUACAGAGCAGAGAGAGAACGUACUGAUUGAAACCCGUCUGACUGCAGAGACUUACCACAAGUAUACCAUCCCAGUAGUAUGUAAAAUUGACACUGGUGCAGAACUGAAUGUUCUAUCUAAACAUGACUAUGAAACAAUUGUUCCCAAUCCCAAACGAAGGCGGCUUGAGCCACCUAAUAUAAAAAUCACCGCUUAUGGAGGUCAUGAGAUUAGGAACAUUGGCACCUGUCAGUUAUAUAUACAUCAUAUGGAUGAAGUUAAACCAAUAGUAUUUAAUGUUACGGAUGUCGAAGGAUCUGCCAUACUAGGUUGUCAAACAUCGCGUGACCUGAGAUUGGUACAGUUUCCUUGUAAAAUAAUGCAUGUGCACGCGAGCACACCAACUCUAUCGAAUUCACAAAAUGUUGUUAAGAGGGCUACGCCUCUUAAUAAAGAGACUCUGUUGAAAGAGUACCCGGAUAGAUUCGAGGGACUAGGUACACUCAAGGAUAUGAAGCCAUACCAUAUCACUUUACAACCAGAUGCAGAACCAGUUAUCCACCCACCGCGACAAGUUCCAGUGCACCUUAGAAACCACUUCAAGCAGGAAAUUGACAAUAUGUUAAAACUUGGUGUUAUAACACCAGUUGAGAAACCGACAGAUUGGGUUAAUAGUGUUGUGCUGAGCGAGACAACCAACAGCAAAGGAGAGAUAGUAAAGGUAAGACUUUGCCUGGAUCCCCGUGACUUGAAUAAGUGGGUUAAAAGAGAGCACUAUCGCACGAGGACAAUUGAUGAGUUGGUCACUGAGCUAAAAGAUGCUAAAUUCUUCACUGUAGUGGAUGCAAGGAAGGGGUACUGGCACGUACCUCUGGAUACAGAAAGCUCGUACCUCACAACCUUCAGCACUCCUUUUGGCCGUUACCGUUUCAACCGAUUACCCUUUGGUCUUGUUGUUUCUCAAGAUAUAUUCCAGAAGCAGCUGGACACAGCAUUUGAAGGCCUCGAUGGCAUCACUGGUAUAGCAGACGACACGUUUGUAUAUGGAUCUUCAGAGGAAGAGCACGACGCAAACCUAGUCAAGCUUAUGGAAAGAGCACAAGUAAAGGGUGUGGUGUUUAAUAGGGAGAAGUUGCAGUUCAAAUGUGAGGAAGUGAGUUUCUUUGGACACUCUUGAACACCACAAGGUAUGAAGCCUGAUAAUAAGAAAGUAUCAGCAAUUCUUGGUAUGAAGCCGCCGGAAGAUGCAAAAAGUCUACAGAGCUUUCUCGGUUUAGUAAGCUAUCUAACAAGGUACUCCGGAAGUCUGGCUACCCUGUCAUCUCCACUUCGCGAUCUAUUCAAGAAAGAUGUUGCGUAUUGUUGGGGGGCAGAGUAUACCCGCGCAUUUGAUGAAGUGAAGAAGGAAGUAUCUUCGCUGGGCGUACUCCGAUAUUUCGACCCUGAUGCAGAAUCUCUCAAAGGCUUAGGCGCAGUGCUUCUACAAGGAGGUCAACCCGUGUGUUAUGCGUCUAAGGCUCUCACAGAAGCUGAGCAAAGGUACAGUAACAUUGAGCGUGAAGCACUUGGCGUUGUUUGGGGGCACGAACGAUUUCAUUACUUUGUGUAUGGAAAGAAGUGUAUUGUGCACACCGACCACAAGUCCUUGGAAACAAUCUUUAGGAAGAAAUUGAGUAGCUGCCCAUCCAGACUACAACGAUUCGUGUUAAGAGCACUCAAGUAUGACGUGACCGUGACGUAUGUGAAAGGUGAACAAGUACCUAUCGCUGAUGCUCUGUCCAGAGUAUCACCACAAGCUGUACCACUCAAAGGUAAACUUCCACAACUAGAUAUCCACCAGAUUACUAACACCCUUCCAGCUUCUCCUAUAAAACUGCAGCAAAUUCGAAAUGAGACUGCAGACGAUCCAGUUUUGAAUAAACAACGCGAGGUAGUUUACCAAGGAUGGCCAGCCACGAGAGAACAGUGCCCUCAAUUGCUCCACGAUUAUUGGAACUUUAGAGAAGAACUUACAAUUGAGGAUGGCCUCAUCCUAAAGCAAGAGCGCAUGGUUAUGCCGCCAAAUCUUAGAGAAGAAGUCCUUACAAGUCCGAUACAUGAAGGGCAUCUAGGACAAGAGAAAUGUCUGCUCCAAGCAAGAUCUGCGGUGUUUUGGCCUGGAAUUACGAAGGACGUAAUCAAAGUUGUUGAAAGUUGUGAUGCAUGUCAGAAGCAUCAGCGUAAGCAGCAAAAACAGGAUCUACUUCAACCUGAACCACCUUGUUACCCUUGACAGAUACUCAACGCCGAUCUGUUUGAGUAUAAGGGUAAUUCGUAUCUGUUGUUAUCAGAUGAGUAUAGCAAAUUUCCCAUCGUCCGAAAGCUCACCAGCACUACAUCCCAUGCGAUCAUUAAUCACCUCAAGAGCAUCUUCGCAGAAUAUGGCAUUCCAGACAAGCUCGUGACUGACAAUGGUCCGCAAUAUGUAUCCCGCGAAUUUCAACAAUUUGCUGGUGUUUAUGGAUUUGAGCAUACCACAAGUUCACCUAUGUACCCACAAUCCAAUGGUUCCUCAGAACGUAUGGUUCAAACCGUGAAAGGUAUCCUAAAAAAAUGUGAUGAGGAUGGAACCGAUCCUUACUUAGGACUACUUUCCUAUCGUAGUUCGCCAGUCAGUCACCGGUUGAAAUCUCCAUCAGAAUUGCUGAACAGCCGCAAGUUAAGGACAACGUUACCGAUGGCGAAGCGGGCUCGUGUGAAUAAUGACACCAGCAUCACCAAGAAUGAGUUGCACCGGCGACAGGGACAACAAGCAUUAUACUAUAACCGCACAGCUGGACCAAUCCUAAAGCCAUUCAACGAAGGUGAACCCGUUAACAUCUACGACCACCAUAGUAAGACCUGGGAACCCGGAACAAUCAUCAAACUCGCCAAUGAACCUAGAUCUUACAUCGUCAAGAAUAACAGAACAGAAUCCAUCUACCGCCGCACUAGAACGCAGUUAAGACCGAACAGUAUUCAGAAACAACAGGCGAAGCCACAGUCUAUGCAAUUUUUAAGACCAGUCGCACCUUUUCGGCCGAGCUGUAACCGGAAGCAAGAAACCGAACCACCCAUGAUAGAAUCUCGAGAAGAAAGUGCACCACCUGAAGAUCAGUUAUGUAGGUCAGUUGCAGCCAUACUGUGUAACUAG